Messenger RNA from Lasiosphaeria miniovina, 192 nucleotides. RefSeq names its product camp-regulated phosphoprotein/endosulfine conserved region-domain-containing protein. The transcript has a single exon. Gene Ontology annotation, cellular component: cytoplasm. Gene Ontology annotation, molecular function: protein phosphatase inhibitor activity. Lineage: Eukaryota; Fungi; Ascomycota; Sordariomycetes; Sordariales; Lasiosphaeriaceae. The annotation marks the transcript as partial. The record is from RefSeq and is a predicted model, not a curated record.
UUGUCGCCCGACGAGCUCCGCCUCUUCCGCCUUUACGGCAGAGUGCCUUCGCAGUCUCACCGCUUUGCACUUCACCUCAAGGAGCGCAAGUACUUUGACUCGGGCGACUAUGCUCUGUCCAAGGCUGGCAAGGGCAACAGUGUCGACGUCGGCAUCAUUGGCUCCCUGCAUCCAGCCCCGCAAAACAUGCCC